Molecule: messenger RNA, 528 nt
Organism: Neoarthrinium moseri
Lineage: Eukaryota; Fungi; Ascomycota; Sordariomycetes; Amphisphaeriales; Apiosporaceae
Exons: 2
Coding region: 1-528 (175 amino acids)
Source: RefSeq, a predicted model, not a curated record
AUGGCUACUGUCUCCCUCCCCGAACUUGCCGUAUCAACGUUCACUAAGGGGUUCGAGACGUUUGACCAUAUCCUGACCAAGGCCGAAGAGUACGCCAAGGAGAAGGGAAUUGACGCCAAUGCGACUUUCGUGCAAGCUCGCCUGAUUGAGGACCAACUCCCGUUCGCCUUCCAGAUCCAGAAUGCCUCCAAGGCCGUGCAAGUAAAUCUUGGUCGCCUCAGUGGUGUUGAGCCGACACUAUUCGAGAACGACGAGAAGACCCUGGAUGACCUGCACAAGCGCGUCAAGAAGACUCUGGAUCUUCUCAAGUCGUUUGAUGUCUCUACAGCCGCUGGAAGGGACAAUGAGUUGGUUGAGUACCCAUUUGGUGGCCAGACACGCAAACUUACGGUCAAGGCGGCAAUUGUCACUCAAGGGUUGCCAAACUUCUACUUCCAUCUUACCACUGGUUACUCCAUUCUGAGAUCCAGAGGCGUGCCCCUUGGCAAAGCAGAUUUCCUGACAAACUUCCUCGAAUUCAGCGCAUAG